GCCAUGGCCGUAGUAGUGGACGACAAAUCCUAUCCCCUCAGCGUGACGCCUGAGUCGAGCAUUCUGCACACCGGUUCAGCACCCACUGCACAAAAGGGUUAUUAUUAUGCCAUGAUCAGUAAAAAAGAAACCGAUCAGCAGCAACAACAACAAAGAGACGUUAUUGAACAUGAACCAUUCGUCCGCCAACCAGCAGAUGCUGGCGAUACACCCAACGAAUUUUAUAAUCGCUCGAAAAACGCAUACGACAUCACAUCCAUUCCUCAAGUGCUCGACCCUUUGCCUUACAUUCAUCGGAUGCAAUCCAACCUUCACAGACCUGGGAAAAUCGCUACCGUUCAUAUCGUGGGUCCUCAGGAUGAGAUCGAUCGUAUGCACCGUAAAAGCAAAGACGACAUUCAAGUGAUGACCAAUGUAACUUACAUCAGCAUUGACGACGUUCAAACCUUCACGGGUGUUGAAUUCGAAAUCUCUGGUCGGUUCUCGCGUGAAGCUGCAAAAUCCUCCUACAAUCUGAAGAUUCCUAAAAAGCAGGAUCUCUAUGGUUACCGACGCCUCAAGCUCCGCUCAUUAGCGACAGAUCCAUCCUACAUUCGUGAAGAUUUGGGUUACAAGAUGCUAGCAGCUGCAGGUGUUACAACGACUUACUCAUCUUAUGUCAGACUAUUUAUCAACAGCGAGCCGAUCGGUCUGUUUGGUUUCAUUGAAAACUUCAAGAACCCAUGGUUACGAAAUGAAUUCAACGACGGCACCAAAAAAGGCUAUGACCAAGGCCACCUUUACCAGGGUAAAUUCACCAACGCCAAAGCCAAGAUUUUGGGAAACCGAGUAUCCGAUUUGAGUUACGAGGGAGAAGAAGAAUGGAAGUACAGUUUAGGCCAGUACAAGAUCAAGGAGGACCCAUCUGUCGGCGAACCGAGUUACAAGCCCUUGAUUGCUCUCACCAAGUUUAUCUCGGAAGCACCAACGACGAAUGCCACACAAGCAAUUAUUGAGUGGAAUAAGCAUUUUGAUAUGGAGAGUGUUCUUCGUGGAUUGGCUCUUGAAAUGGUAAUGGGUUUUGGAGAUGGCUACUUGGCAAUGGCCGACAACUUCUACCUCUACCAGGAGAGCUCGUCAUCGGAACGUUACAUUUUCAUCAUAUCCGACAUCGAUAUCAGCAUGGGCUCAAAUAACCUCAUUGCGCAAUCCAAAAUCACCACUGGUGACUGGCAUAAAUUCGCCGGAGACAUCACAAAGCGUCCGUUGAUGGCCAAGUUACUUGCUGUACCCGAAUUCGUACAGAGAUUCGAUGAGCUGAUCAAAGACCUCGGUGAUCGUCUGCUUGACCCCAAUAUGCUGAGCCGCACUAUUGAUGAAACCGUCGCAAUGAUUUCUGAAGACGUCGCUUGGGACAAGUCGUGCAAGCGCUUGAGUAAAGCUGCUAUUAUCAGCCAAGUCAACCUUGCAGUCUUUGCCAAGGCAUUCGGAUUAUUGAAAGGAUAUGCCGUCGAUGAUGAUACGGUCCAUGAUUUCCGUGACCGAUCUAAACGAGACGUCCCGUUCCAGAAAGCUAUCGAUGGUUCGACCGGACACAUUUCCCUAACAGGUGUCAAAGAAUUUAUUACUCAGAAAAACAAAGCUAUCGCUGACUACUAUAAUAGUACUCAAGCAUCAUAA
This is a messenger RNA of Zychaea mexicana, 1659 nucleotides long. Its product is annotated as coth protein-domain-containing protein. The record is from RefSeq and is a predicted model, not a curated record. The transcript has 4 exons. The coding region runs from base 4 to 1659 and encodes 551 amino acids. NCBI's taxonomy places the organism in Eukaryota, Fungi, Mucoromycota, Mucoromycetes, Mucorales, Lichtheimiaceae.